AUGAGUUGUCUCUCCAUUGCAGAAAAUCUCCACCACCAGGUCCUCGAGGCAUCCUUGUCGAUAUUUCCCCCAAGCGGCAGCGGCAACGUCAGCGCGGCAGCAGCAGAGACGACGGCCAUGUCCGGACGAAAGGGAAAAUUGGACGAUUUUCUCCGACUUCAUAUUAGUCUUGUGCGACAAUGUCUCAGUUCGACGCCGUCGGGAAAGGAUAAAGAGGAAGCGGAUGCCCAGCUGUCAUGGCCGUCUUCUUCCUCGGCAGCACCAAGAUUCCUCAGUCUCAUAGCAACUCAGCCUCGCGAGACCAUCGCUCAAGUUCAUCCACGUACGAAGCCUAGGAUCGCCGUCUUCUUCACGACCGUCCUCUCCUCGUCCGUCCUCUCCCCGUCCGCCUUCUUCGCUCUCCCAGUCUUCUCGCCCGUCGUCGCCUCGGCCCUCGUCUCCUCGUCCAUCCACCCCACCUCCAUCCUCUUCACGUCCUCCAUCAACCACCACCGCAACCAUGUCUUCCCCGUAACCAAGAACUCGGUUCCCCCGACCAGCACCACCACCUCUAACCCGUCUACCAUUUCCACCAGCUCCAGCAACCCCCUCAACUCCAGCAGCUACCCCAACAACUCCCUCAGCACCGGCAACCCCAACACUAACACCACCAAGCCCAUCAACAACAACCUCACCAACAACCAGAACAGCGGCUUCGGUAACUCUCUCCCCAUGCCCGGUCUCUCCGGCCCCGCCAACGGACCCAUUGGCAACCUCCUCAAGGGUCCCGUUGAUGACAACGGCAAGCUCAAGGACGCCGGCCUCAUGGUCGGUAUCAAGCUUGACCUUGAAGCCGAGGUUCACCUCACAGCGCGGGUCCGAGGUGACAUCCUCGUUGGCCUAUACUAG
This is a messenger RNA of Colletotrichum orchidophilum, 888 nucleotides long. RefSeq lists its product as uncharacterized. The transcript has 4 exons. Lineage: Eukaryota; Fungi; Ascomycota; Sordariomycetes; Glomerellales; Glomerellaceae. The record is from RefSeq and is a predicted model, not a curated record. Bases 1 to 888 code for a protein of 295 amino acids.